Molecule: messenger RNA, 999 nt
Organism: Acanthosepion pharaonis
Lineage: Eukaryota; Metazoa; Mollusca; Cephalopoda; Sepiida; Sepiidae
Source: the annotation of a GenBank genome assembly
AUGAUUCUACCUGACUUCAUCCACCCAACCAUUCUUCUACAGUUUUGCUUUCUUUUUUUUUUUUUUCUUUCUGUUUGUAACUUUGUUGCUCUUUACUACUUUCCCUCUUUUUGCUUGCAUUUUUCUUUUUUUUUUACUUCUUUUGUUUUCUCUCCUUGUGAAUCUUUCUUGUAUUUCCUCAUUCGUUUACUUUCUCUUUCCAUGGCAUCUUAUUCUCUCUCUCCCCUUACCGCUCUCUCUCUCUCCCCUUACCGCUCUCUCUCUCCCCCCUUACCUCUCUCUCUCUCCCCUUACCGCUCUCUCUCUCUCUCCCCUUACUCUCUCUCUCUCCCCGCUCUCUCUCUCUCCCCUUACCGCUCUCUCCCCCUCCCUUGCCCGCUCUCUCUCCCCUCCCUUGCCGCUCUCUCUCUCUCCCUUGCACUCUCUCUCUCUCCCCUUACCGCUCUCUCUCUCUCUCCCCUUACCGCUCUCUCUCUCUCUCCCCUUACCGCUCUCUCUCUCCCCUGCCCCUCUCUCUCUCCCCUUACUCUCUCUCUCUCUCCCCUCUCUCUCUCUCUCCCCCUCCGCUCUCUCUCUCCCCCCUCCGCUCUCUCUCUCCCCCCCACUCUCUCUCUCUCUCCCCUUUGCCACUCACUCUCUCUCUCUCCCCUUUGCCACUCUCUCUCUUUGCCACUCUCUCUCUCUCUCUCCUCUCUCUCUCUCUUCCACUCUCUCUCUCUCUCUUUGCCACUCUCUCUCUCUCUUUGCCCUCUCUCUCUCUCUUUUGCUCUCUCUCUCUCUUUGCCACUCUCUCUCUCUUUGCCACUCUCUCUCUCUUUGCCACUCUCUCUCUCUUUGCCACUCUCUCUCUCUUUGCCACUCUCUCUCUCUUUGCCACUCUCUCUCUUUGCCACUCUCUCUCUCUCUCUUUGCCACUCUCUCUCUCUCUCUUUGCCACUCUCUCUCCUUUUUCUUCCUCUUUCUGUCUGUCUCAAUCUUCUUUCCACCUUGCUAGCUUAA